This is a messenger RNA of Pseudophryne corroboree (corroboree frog), 9458 nucleotides long. RefSeq names its product ADAM metallopeptidase with thrombospondin type 1 motif 5 (gene ADAMTS5). The transcript has 8 exons. NCBI's taxonomy places the organism in Eukaryota, Metazoa, Chordata, Amphibia, Anura, Myobatrachidae. Gene Ontology annotation, biological process: extracellular matrix organization; proteolysis. The coding region runs from base 569 to 3289 and encodes 906 amino acids. The record is from RefSeq and is a predicted model, not a curated record. Gene Ontology annotation, molecular function: zinc ion binding; metalloendopeptidase activity.
UUCCCUGCCUGUGAUUAUUGAAGGGGAGUGGUGCUCUCAGAGCUCUCCCUGUAAAGAGGCAGCCUGCAGUGACGACUCGCAUUUAAAAAGCAUUCCAGUAUAAAUUCAUUGUUCCACCUCCUCAUCCUCACAUCUCUCUUCUCUUCCUCUCUGCGCGUUCGCGUCCACACCAGGCUGGGGAUUCUAACGCAGCCGGUGAAUGACUCCUGCGCCCUGACGCAGCCGGUGAAUGACUACUGCGCUCCGGCGCAUCCUCUUCUGCUCCAUCCCCAGCCAAAGGAAAGGGGGCACUGCAGCCAGUCUCUGAGCGCAAGGAGUUAACGCAUCCUGCAAUACAUAGGAUAACAGCUGUGUGAUCACAGGGCUUUUGCGUCCAGCCCUGAUUGUAUGCUGCUGAGUGGAUCCCUGCAUGGAAUGAGCCACCUCCUGCAAGCUGCUGUUUCAAAGAAAAGUUUACACCGGUCUCUGCGCUUCUGUUGACAGUUUGUUCCCGGCUGAUUCAUCCCAGACUAGUUCUGUGUUAUUUUCCUCUCUCUUCUUCUCUCUGUUUCCAGUUUCCAGGGGAACAAUGGUGCUGGUCCUGCUGGUGCUACUGGUUGGCGAGUUGCACUUUGCUGCUGCCGCUGCUGUGUCUAACAAGACUGCAGACUCCAAGCUAGGAGAGCCACCUGCUCCUUCUAAGCAUCACCCUUCAUCCCAGCACCAGAGGAGGAGUGGGAUAGUGCAGAACAUUGACCAGAUCUAUGCUGGAGGAGGGAAAGUGGGCUACAUCCUCUAUGCAGACGGCAAGAAGUUUAUUUUGGACUUGGAGAGGGACGACCUCCUGCUCUCCCCCCACUUCAGCACCAAGUACCUGGGACGUGUGCAUCCUCAGCAUCGUUUUCACAAGCACUGCUUCUACAGGGGGACGGUGGACUCUAGCCCACAGUCCCUGGCGGUGUUCAACCUGUGCGGGGGUCUGGAUGGCUAUUUUGCAGUCAAGCAUGCUCACUAUACCAUUAAGCCUCUCAUUAAGGGCAAGGCAGGGCUUGGGCAGGUGUACAGAGACGGGUCAGAGAGGGUUCUCCAUGUGUUCAUCAAGGAUCGCUUCAGCUUUGAGACUGUGCAGAGCAGAGCCAGCUGCGAGACGCGUGGCUCUGCCAACCACGUCCACAAGCAUGGCCAUGGUCUCAGGAGGCACCACAGGGGUCACCACUGGGACCAGCAGAGACCCAACCAGACCCAAUCUACUGACCCCCAACUCAAGGAGACUUUAUCCCAGGGGACUACAUUAAAGAGGCGCCAGAGGAGGUCCAUCUCAAAGUCCAGGCAUGUGGAGCUGCUCCUGGUGGCCGAUGAGUCCAUGUCCAAGAAGUAUGGGAAGGACCUCCACCACUAUCUGUUGACCUUGGCUUCCAUCGCUUCCCGGCUGUACAGUCAUCCAAGCAUUGAGAACCACAUCCGCUUGGCAGUGGUGAAGGUGGUGAUGGUGACGGACAAGGAGAAAGGGCCGGAGGUGAGCAAGAACGCGGCCACUUCACUCAAGAACUUCUGCAAGUGGCAACAUCAGCACAAUCAGCUGGAUGACGAACACGAUCAGCACUACGAUGCGGCAAUCCUCUUCACCAGAGAGGACUUGUGCGGACAUCAUUCUUGUGAUACCCUUGGAAUGGCAGAUGUGGGGACCGUGUGUUCCCCCGAGCGCAGCUGUGCGGUAAUUGAAGAUGACGGGCUCCAUGCAGCGUUCACCGUGGCUCAUGAAAUCGGACAUCUCCUUGGACUUUCCCAUGACGAUUCUAAAUUCUGUGAGGAGAACUUUGGCUCCCAGGAAGAUAAACGCCUGAUGUCAUCUGUCCUAACGAGCAUUGAUGCCUCCAAACCGUGGUCAAAGUGCACUUCUGCGACAAUCACUGAUUUCUUGGACGACGGCCACGGAAACUGUUUGCUAGACCAACCCAGAAAUCAGAUCUUGGGACCUGAGGAGCUGCCAGGACAGAGUUAUGAUGCCAUCCGCCAGUGCAAGCUUGCCUUUGGGCCUACGUAUACGGUGUGUCCUGGGAUGGAUGUUUGCUCAAGGCUAUGGUGUGCAGUUGUCCGCCAGGGUCAGAUGGUUUGUUUGACAAAGAAACUGCCAGCUGUGGAGGGGACACCAUGUGGAAAGGGAAGAAUAUGUCUGCAUGGCAAGUGCGUUGAUAAGACCAAGAAGAAAUACUAUUCGGUUUCCAGCCAUGGCAAUUGGGGUUCCUGGGGUCCAUGGGGACAAUGUUCACGUACGUGUGGUGGAGGAGUUCAGUUUGCCUAUCGUCACUGUAAUGACCCUGCCCCGAGAAACAGCGGUAGAUACUGCACAGGAAAGCGCGCCAUAAACCGAUCGUGUAACGUUAACCCCUGUCCCUCUAACGCCAAAUCCUUCCGACAGCAGCAGUGUGAGGCCAGGAACGGUUAUCAGACCGACGCAAAGGGUGCAAAGAACUUUGUGGAGUGGUUCCCCAAGUAUGCGGGGAUCCAGGCCGGAGAUGUCUGUAAGCUCAUAUGCCAAGCAAAAGGAACAGGAUACUAUGUUGUCUUUUCACAAAAGGUGACCGAUGGCACUGAGUGUAGACCGUACAGCAAUUCUGUAUGUGUCAAGGGAAAAUGUGUCCGCACAGGGUGUGACGGGAUUAUAGGAUCCAAGCUUCAGUUUGACAAAUGCGGAGUUUGCGGAGGAGACAAUUCCAGCUGCACUAAAGUUGUCGGCACCUUCACAACCAAAAGCAAAGGCUAUACGGACAUUGUCAAGAUUCCUGAAGGAGCUACUCAUAUAAAAGUGAGGCAAUACAAGGCCAAAGAUCAGACUAAGUUUACGGCUUACUUGGCUCUGAAGAAGAAGACGGGGGAAUACAUCAUUAAUGGAAAAUACAUGAUAUCCACUUCUGAAACCAUCAUUGAGAUGAAUGGAUUUGCCAUGAACUACAGUGGUUGGAGCCAUGCAGAUGACUCGAUCCACAGCAUGGGGCACUCAUCCACAAAGGAGGUGCUAAUCGUCCAGAUUCUUGCCACGGAUUUUAGUAAACCUAUCGAUGUUCGUUACAGUUUCUUUGUACCUGGGAAACAAAGUUCAAGUGCAAACAGCAUUAACAAUAAUGUUGUUCUGCAAAGUUCUGAGCCAGAGUGGGUGACUGGCCCUUGGCUUUCUUGUUCUAGAACAUGUGACACUGGUUGGCACACCAGAACUGUCCAAUGCCAAGAUGGACAAGGGAAAUUAGCUAAAGGGUGUCUUCUUUCUCAAAGACCAUCAGCAUUUAAGCAGUGCUUGCUCAAAAAGUGUUAGCCAAAGGAUAAAACAUUGUCUUAAACGACACAGGAUUUACUGCUGUGUAAAAGUAGGUCCAUCAAGACAGAUGUUGGCUUAGGCUUUGUUUGCGCUGUACCAAGACAACUUAAGGGCUGUACAGCAUUUGGGCCAGAGACAUUCUUUGAAACAAUCCAUGGGCUUGUCAACAAACCUUGAACGUCAAGAGGAAUGUCUGAAGAAACCACAACCUGUAGGUGAUAAGAUUGAUUCAGUCUUCGCUAUUGUCUCCUUUGCGUCACCUACCUCUAGAGAAGAAAGCCUUAAGGAACAUCUGCUAACUUAUACUUGUGGACGGCAUGUAGUAGGUUACGUUUGUGGUGUUUUUGUACAUAUGUGUCAUUUUAUGUGUCACUUUAUAUAUCACUUGCUUCUUAAGUUAAGCACAGUGAUUGACCAAAGUAGAUCUGCAGCUGCUUUAAUGAUCAUUGGUUUCUGAAAACAGCUGUGGGUAGUUACUGGAGAAAAGAGCUUGUUGUUGUUUUUCAUCAGUCCUGAUUUUUAGUUUUUGUCAUUUUGUUUUGUUUGUUUGUUUUUCUUUUGCUGACAAGCCGACAUAUUGUGACAUCAGAUUUUCAUUUUAGAAAGUGUGAUCUUUCAACAGCAUUUGUUUACAAAUGUUAAGAGCCUACCAAAAUGUAAGGUACAGACAUCUGUUUCAGUCGAAACUGCAAAUUUAAAGGGCAUUGGCGUAUCAAUUUCAAAACGAAAAGUUGUCCAAAAAAGUUUUUUGGCAUUCUCUUUAGCUGGACCAACUUUUAAAAAAAAUAUUUGAAAAGGUUUUUUUUCUGAGUGAUAAUGACGAGGUGGGACAAAAAAAAUGCCAUGCUGUUCCUUCUUCUGCAAGUAAAUCGCGUAAGUGUUUUAAAUGAGCCAUGUUAAGUUCGGGUCAAAAAGCAGUCCUGUGUUUUCACAGAUUACAGUGAAUAAGGGUUGCUAUUUCUGUUCAACAGUCCAUUAGUCUAAUCUCUUUUAAAGGCAGAACAAUCAUUAUAAUUAAGCUCUCUAAGCAUAUUGUGUAUUUUGCCAAGUAAUCAUCUUAUAAUUAACAAAAGGUGCUUUCAAUUACUUGGAGAAGUAUACAUAUAAAUAGAAAAAUAUUGUAUAGAAAAAUUGUGAAAAAUGGAAUGUUAAAAUAUUUUAUUCCGUUUAUGUAGUCUGGGUUCCUGAAGAGGUUGGAAGUAUCAGGGGAUCUGAUUUACAAUAACAUGCACUCCAUCCAUGAGUGUUGUUUCUGUAUUGCAUCUUGUUACUUUUAUAGCAAUACCAUUAUGUAUUUUAAUUUUUCUCUGCAACUCUGCCCACGAGGAGCAUGCUCAGGGGCACUAAAAUGGAUUCCCCUAGAGUAAACCCACCUGAUUUAAAUAAGACACAAUUUUGGAAAGAAAAUUAACGAUAGCUUAUUUUGCCAAAGCCCUCUGUAGCUAUUUUGCAACAGAGGAAAUUCUGGGGGAGAUGUAUCAAACCAUGGAUAGAGAUAAUGUGGAGAGAGAUAAAGUUCCAGUCAUCAGCUUCUGUAAUUUUUCAAAAACAGCCUGUAAAAUGACAACUGGAAGCUGAUUGGUUGGGUCCUUUAUCUCUCAAAUACUUGAAACAUUUCCCCCGAUGCAAUACGAAAAAAUGCAGCACAGCAAUCAUGUUUCAAUUAAUUUAAUGACACUAUGCCAAAAUCUGAUGCUGAACUUUCAGAAAGGAUUAUGUUUAGAAGACAAAUAUACUCAGGUGAUCAGUAUAUGGUUAUCUGAGAUAAACACUGCCUAAAAAAAUAUAUUAAAUAAAUGUAAAAAAAACUUUAUUUCAAGCAUUAUUCAACAGAAAUAAACUUUUGUACACACACAAAAAAACAACAACUUCCUGAUCUUAAACGUAUCGAUUGUGUACUUAGACGCAUUAAUAAUUCUGGAAGACGUCUGAUAUUCUCUACAUAACAUUGCAAGAAAUCAAUACUUGGAAUUUGUGAAUGUCGGCAAACGCUAUAUAAAGUGUUCUCAAUAGUAUCAUUAGCUGCAAUGACAAGGACAUUGUUCUGUGGCUUGGGGGAGUUCAGUUACCAAAGACUUAUAAAAAGACUGCUGCAUCACAGUAAGUUAAAUAGAAAAUACGUCUUGACCUCUCAAAUAACGAGCGUGCAGUUUUCCUCAGUCCCUCUGUGGAAUUAACCUAAUUUGAAAAAAUAAAAUAAAUGGACACAAAUAUUUGAAAAAAUGUUGUUAAUAAAGGACUUUAACAUAAUGAAUCAAACUAAACUGGCUCUGAAAAAUGUGUCUAUCGCUCUACUACAAUUCAUUUUGGUCUGCAUAUUUAGAAUUAUUCAUGAAACAGCAGAAUUUUUCACAAUCCAAGCACCUAUUUCCCUGCUUAGCCAACAUUUUGUCAGGCACAAGGUGUAAGCAAAAAGAGAAUCGCUGACCUCUUGCAGCAAUGAUUUAAAAUGCUUUUUAUAACGAGUAUCAGAUGAUUGCAAAUUUGCACAUCAAAAUGAGCAAAUUAGCCUUAUUUGAAUGUAUUUCAACCUAAUUUAUUGCUAGAGAUGAGCAGUUGCUGUGAAAUUCAGUGUGAAAUAAGUUUUGCCAUGGAACAGGGCAUUUUGCAGAGGAUCAAUGAUCUAGGUUUACCAUCUAUGAGUCCUGCAUUUGUUUUGUCAAUCUGAAAAAUAUUGUUCUGCGCUAUUCUUGUAAUUUCACAUUUCCCUGAAUUUAUAGUGUAUGAAUAGAGAUUAUACUGCACGACAGCAGGCGUUUAGUUCUGCUGCGUGGUCUGGGAAGACUUGAGGUUAAAUUGCAGCGGUGAAAUGCGUAAAAAAAAAACAACCAUAAAAAAGACAAAUAUUUCACAAGGCAGUCUUGAAAAUGUUGCUACUCUAACAAUUGUUUUUGGCUCUAAAUCUUCUUUAGUUGCAAUGCAGCACUGAAAAAUACAAAAAAGGAAAAAAAAAUAUUUAUUGUUUGUACAACUGGUGUGUGAAAAUACAUAUGUAAUGAUUUUAUUUAUUUUUUUAUUUAAAAACAAAAAAAUACCUAUUGUAUAAAUUUUUCUGUAUUUAACGUUUUACUCUUGUCCUUUUAUAUGUUUUUCCCCCCUUAUUUAUGCUUCUUGUGUGUUGAUUAUAGUAUACGUUGUGAGUUUACAUGAUGUCUUAGCGCCGGUUGCUUUUCUAUGUUUUACAGAAAGCUUUCAGUAUAAAAUAAAUGUAUAUAUACAUAUACUGUACAUAUUAUAAAUAUAUAUUCUCUUAAUAGAACUAUAUUCUGACACCAGCUUGUUUUGCCUUUCAAAGAAAGUAUAAAAACUAGCUAUUUUUUUUUCUUAACGACAGGCAAUGGUCUACACACACUGCUGAACAAAAUGUACUUAUGUAGUCUUAUGAAAUUCAGGUCAAACUAAGUUCAGUUGAUAUAAACUACACUUAGAAAACGUUCUUAAGACAGUACUGUUCAAAGAAAACUUUUCAUAGUCUAAUUCCUAAACUAUUUUCUAGCUACACCCUACAGAAAAUAUGCAAAUGAGUAAUGCGGCCCAGGGUAAGAUUCCUCCGCGAAAUACCAUUUAAUGGUCAUGUGCUAUGUAAAAUUAAAUGUAAUUGAAAAUCAUUAUGCAUUUAAUAAAAAAAACAAAAAAAACCUACACAUAACUCUGUUUGAUUUAGUAUUUUGCUGGGCUGCUCCUCUAUGUUAUUAAAUACACAACACUCAUCUCCUGACAUACUCUGUGCUGCUGGGGACCACUAUAUAAGACUGGGUACACACCUAACCAACAUGUCGGAGCCCCCCCCCCACACACACACACUUUCUUUUAUUGCCACAAAUUGUUCUACACCCACUCAAAGCAAUACUGGGGACUCUGUUAAAUUAAGAAUGAUAGCAAAUAGGAACCCUAUAGGGAAAAUGAAGGUGUUGCCCAUACCAUCCAAUCAAAUUCUAGCCAUCAGUUUCAGGAAUAUAAUAGAUGAAUGAUCACUAGAAUCGGUAUUAGCAACACCUCCUCUCUUCUGUUUUUAGACGUUUUAGCAAAUCUGUCUAAUACCCUCACAUUUUUUUAAAUAGAUAUUAAAGAGGUGGAGCAUUAAAAAAAAUAUAUAUAUAUAAAAAAUUUAAUUUUUCUUCUGAAAUUAAAAUUGUUGUGUUUAAUAAUGUAUUUAACUAUACACAAUGUAUUAAAAACUGACUUUUGAUCGAUCCAUUAAUGAGUUUGAGAAGACUAUUUUUGUUACCUACUGAAUAUUAUUUGAAUGUGAUCUCGAAACACUAAACUCAUGCAAGUUUUUACAACUCCAGAGUCCUUUUAGGUGUUAAAAAUAUCUCCCAAAUUGUUUUAUUGAAAAGUACUUCACAUCUUAACAUAAGAGAAAUAGUCUGACCUUUCAGUAACUAAUGCAUUUUAAGUGUUUUAUUCUUUUGACUAUAUAAUAGUCUAGUCUAACCUUUGAACAUAAAAACGACUUAAAGUUUCAUUCCCGUUAUUCACCUUGACAAAUAAUUUUACAGAGAGAAGAUACGUUGUGUGAUCGCUAAUCAUUUUAGAAGUUUAUGUGUGCUACAGUAAAUCGAUCUCUGCACUAGUAGAUCUGGUAAAAGACUGUAUAAAAUAUAAGGAUUUAACAUCUUUAUAUCUUAUAAAAUAUAGGUACUGUAAACUGUACCCAGAAAAACCUUGCCAAAUGUAUAUAUUUUUUCAUUACAGUAAAGCAAAGAUUAGAGUAAAUACAUUUUAUGAAUAUAGUAUAUGGAUGAAUUCAACAGUAUUAGAAUAUAUGCUUCAUUACGAGUCUGUUACACCCUUAGUGUAAUACAAAUCCAAGCAAUCUAAACUUGCCCAAACGAGAACAGGUCUAGUUGCCCUGUUUGAGAAUUGGGAAACCACGUAGGUGACCAAAUUGACAAAUACCCCUCUGGACUGCACUAGCUAAGUUUGAUAAAGUCUAGGGAUGGACAUACAUCAUCGAUGUUUAGCAAUCAUUGAUGAUUUGCUUCCAGUGGUCAAUGUUUUUUAUUGAUUGUGGAGUUCCAAUGUUUUUUACGGUAUUGAUGGCUGAGUUCUGGUGGUGACGUAGUGAUGUUUUUUUUUCUUUCUCGGUAGCAAGUCGCUUAUCCGGCCCUUACCCCACUCUUCACCUCUGAUUGCCAAACUGCAUGUGUGCACUUAAAUCAUUAACCAAUUUAUGUCCCUCCUUAGCAAAGUCUAUGAAACUUGGGGAGCUGCCUUCAUAAAUGGGGGCAUGCUUGUGUACACAAAGCGUUGUGCACAGUUGUGUCUUCCUUGGUUACUUUUAGUUCCCUUGCCUUAUCUUGUCUUGUAUGAACUAAAAGGUAAGAACUUUAGUGUUUCUUUGAAAAAGAACGAUAUAAGACGAUAUCCUUGCCCCCGAGGAGUUUACAGUUUCUUUACUUACAGGAAAAUAAACAUAAUAGAAUUGUAAUUUUAUCUAAAAACAAAAUUAUUUUUGACAGAUAUAUGGCAUUAUAUUUGUAUUAUACAAGCACAGAUGAACAAAGAAAGAGGUUAAUUUGUAAUUGCCUGAUAAUGUGUGCUCACAGAUUCUGCACUAAGUUCUGUUUGGAGCUCUUCCUUUUCCCUAGAAUAGUAUAUGUUACAGUAAUAUUAUCUGUGUGUACCAUCUGAAACCUCCAAUUCUAUAGUAUGUUUAGCAAAUAAAUUUAAAGUUCUACAAAAUGGUAUAUUGCUAAUGAAAAUCAGUGGCCAGCGUAUGUAUUUUUAUUAUAAAUUAUAUAGCUGAUGUUUCUUCCCAAGACAGUUAUAUUGGUAGCAAAAUUAGAUUAAAGAAAUAUAUACUUUUCUAUUUGAUGUAGUUUUACAAUCAUGUACGUAAAUUAGGCUGAUAUUGUAACAUAAGCCAAAGAUCAAUAUAUAAGUUUACCUUAUAAUUAUAUUUUAUUAAAAUAGCAUAUAUUCCUCACCAUUCAAUGCACUCAUUUGCGUAUUUGCCAAAUUUCCCAUUAAUUUAUCAUUUAUACAGUAUAUGUGUGGACAAAUAUAUGGGUUGGGUAUGGGAUCCUGUCAGUCAGGAUGCUGAUGGUCAAAAUAUCGACAGCAGGAUCCCAACUGUCAUAAUUCUGGCACAUUUUGGUAAACACUGUAACCCUUCCCCCAUCCCUAACCCUAUCCAACCCCUCCUGCAGCCAAACCCUAA